This is a messenger RNA of Tarenaya hassleriana, 2500 nucleotides long. RefSeq names its product hydroxyproline O-galactosyltransferase GALT4-like. The record is from RefSeq and is a predicted model, not a curated record. Gene Ontology annotation, cellular component: Golgi membrane. The transcript has 7 exons. The coding region runs from base 175 to 2298 and encodes 707 amino acids. NCBI's taxonomy places the organism in Eukaryota, Viridiplantae, Streptophyta, Magnoliopsida, Brassicales, Cleomaceae. Gene Ontology annotation, molecular function: galactosyltransferase activity; carbohydrate binding.
CGCAAAACGCGGAGUACAGCGUUUCAGUGCAAAUCUUUUGUGUCCUUAUUGCCUCAAAAGUUCGAAGAAAGAUUAUUUUUUUUUCAAAUAAAGGUUUGGCCUUUUGAAUCCUCAAAUUUCUUCCUCCCAUUAAUGGCAUUCAUGGUUCAUCGGAAUUUUCUAGUUCAUCAGUAGAUGUCCUCUUCCUUCUCCGUCUUCUCCAUCCUCCAAAUUACUUCUAGGGUUUGGUUUCUUCCUUCUCCGCUGAAAAAAUUACUUCGUUUUCUUCGCUUCCCUCGACCAAUGAAGAAGCCCAAACUCGACUAUUCCGUCUCUCUGAGUCGAUUCGGUCUGGUUCAGUUCCUGGUGGCUGUUCUCUUGUUUUAUUUUCUCUGCAUGAGCCUUGAGAUCCCACUCGUUUUCAGAACCGGGCCCGGCUCAUCGUUCGCCUCCGGCGAGUCUUCGGCUUCCGCCAUUGUCGAAGCAUUGCCCGGACAGAUGCGUGUUGACUCAGAAGCAAACUGGGCUGUCGAAGAAGACCCGCUUCGUGCUUUGAAGGACCGCGGUCGGGCCCAGUUCCGGUCAUCUGAGCGGCGAGUGCGGGAGUUCAAGACAGUCUCUGAUAUUUUCGUUAAUGCGAGCAUUUUUGACAGCCGCGGUAGAACCGCGGAUGAAUUCUCCAGCUUUGACAAAACAGCAAAGGAAGCAAUUUCUGUUGGGUUGAAAAUGUGGGAUGAGCUCGAAUCGGGUUUGAUCAAGCUCCAGGAGGCGAAAAUCCCAACAAAAAGCCAAACCGAGAAAUGCCCAGAUUCGAUCACUGUAUCAGGGUCGGAGUUCGUGAACCGGAGCCGGAUCAUGGUACUGCCGUGCGGCCUGACCUUAGGCUCUCACAUCACCGUAGUGGCUACGCCCCAUUGGGCACACGCCGAGCACGACCCGACGAUUACGGUCGUGAAGGAAGGAGACGGUUCGGCGAUGGUGACCCAGUUCAUGAUGGAGUUGCAGGGUUUGAAGACGGUGGACGGCGAAGAUCCGCCUCGGAUCCUCCAUUUCAACCCGAGGAUUAAGGGUGACUGGAGUGGGAAACCGGUGAUUGAGCAGAACACUUGCUACCGCAUGCAAUGGGCUACCGCUUUACGCUGCGAUGGACGCGAAUCUAAGGACGAUGACGAAACCGUUGAUGGAGAGGUGAAAUGUGAAAGAUGGAUGAGAGAAGAUGAUGAUGGGUCCGAGGAAUCAAAGGCUUCAUGGUGGUUGAACAGACUGAUUGGUCGGACGAAGAAGGCAACACAUGCUUGGCCAUACCCUUUUUCAGAAGGGAAGCUCUUUGUUCUCACCCUUCGAGCUGGAAUGGAAGGUUACCAUGUCAGCAUUGAUGGAAGACACAUUACCUCUUUCCCCUACAGAACCGGAUUUGUUCUUGAGGAUGCCACUGGCUUAGCGAUCAAGGGUGACAUUGACGUUCAAUCUAUAUUUGCUGCAUCAUUGCCCUCUAACAACCCGAGUUUUGCUCCACAAAAGCAUCUCGAGAUGCAAACCAUAUGGAAAGCCCCUCCACUACCCGAAGGACCUGUUGAGAUGUUCAUUGGCAUUCUUUCUGCUGGCAACCACUUUGCCGAGAGAAUGGCCGUGAGGAAAUCCUGGAUGCAGAACAAGCUAAUCAAGUCAUCGAAAGCAGUAGCCCGUUUUUUCGUGGCAAUGCAUGCAAGAAAGGAAGUAAACGUGGAGCUAAAGAAAGAAGCAGAGUAUUUUGGUGAUAUUGUUAUGGUUCCCUACAUGGAUCAUUAUGACCUUGUUGUGCUAAAGACUGUUGCCAUCUGCGAAUACGGGGUUCGAACUGUGGCAGCGAAGUACAUCAUGAAAUGUGACGACGACACGUUUGUCCGCUUGGACGCUGUCAUUGAGGAAGCAAAAAAAGUUAAGGAACAAAAUCUAUAUAUCGGAAACAUAAAUUUCUACCACAGGCCUCUUCGUUCAGGGAAAUGGGCAGUGAGAUACGAGGAAUGGCCAGAAGAGUACUACCCUCCAUAUGCAAAUGGUCCUGGCUACAUAUUGUCAUACGAUAUUGCUCAGUUCAUCGUCGAGGAGUUUGAAGAGCAGAGAUUGCGGCUGUUCAAGAUGGAAGACGUGAGCAUGGGAAUGUGGGUGGAGAAGUUCAACGAGAGCAGACCGGUCGAAAUGGUUCACAGCCUCAAGUUCUGCCAGUUCGGAUGCGUCCAGGACUACUACACUGCCCAUUACCAGUCUCCUCGCCAGAUGCUUUGCAUGUGGGAUAAGCUUCUUCGACUUGGCAAGCCUCAAUGCUGCAACAUGAGAUGACCUUUCUCCAUACCCUGCAAUUUUUUUUGGUCCUAACUGUUAGAUCUCUGUAUGUACAGAACUAUAUAUAUAUAUAUAUAUGUAUGUAUGUAGCCAUUUAUACAAUGGAGGGAGAGGACUGCAAUGAUAGUUUUGCGAUGUAGAAAAGCAGCAGAGACGUCUUGUUGGCUGGCUCCAUAAUGAAAUCGUCCCUUUAAUUUAA